UAAAUUACAAGACUGUUUGCAAACUUAAAUCAGAUGAAUUGACAUUAGGAUCAGAGGAGGGAGAAUCAAUAUUCAAUUUUAAUACUUGGUAUUAACAAAAUGAUUAAGUGAGAAAUCCUUUAUUUGGUAGUGCACUAUAGCCUUUAAUCACCACUACCCAAACCAAUGUAAAAAAAAAACAUAUUUCUUAUUUAUAUACUUAUCUUGUUUGUUUAAUGGGUUGAUUGAACCCUCACUAGGGUGAAUUUUAACCAUUAUUAGGAAAUGUUCAUUUUGUUAACAUUGUAUAAUACAAUACAACCAAACGCAACCUAAGGGUAGGCUUAGUAGCGUGGUGAGUUGUCCCAUUUAGUUCAUCGAGACAUCAAUAGACAAAUAAUACUUUUAUUGACACAUAUUAUUAAUUAAUGUUAUGAUUAGUACUAAAAAGUAAAAACUCGAUUCCUAAUCCUUUAACCUUCCUUUUUUAAAAAGCGUGACGCCGUGGCCUACUCGCCCCCCUUCCCUUUUGCAAUCAUGGGCCGUGUGUAGUAAACUAUUGCUGAUACCAACGACGUCGCUUUCAUCCCUAUUCUUAAUUGGGGUUAUCUUCAUAAAUAAUUUUGUUAAUCUUUUUUUCAUUUUGGGUUUAUAUAUUCAUUAAUUCGGUGCGCUUCCAAAUUCCAAGUCCAUCGUUACGGGAAGGUAUCAGAAUUCGUUGAAGGGCAACAGAAAACACUUGGGAACCAGUGCUCGAGCCCUGGUUGGGCCAGGUACCCAUGCUUCCACUUUAUUAUAAUAAUAAAAAAAACAGAAGUAGAGAAAAUGAAACAUGAUAAUAUGGGAUGCAAGAGAAUUCUACGUUCAUGGCGGGCGCCAAUUGUUGGAUUCGAGAAAGUCUCCAUGGUUAAUUACUGUAGGGCUUCGAUCUGAACUCCUUCAUCUUAUUUCCUCGGGAGUGGAAGAACUUCUGAGGAGGGGACAGCCCCCGGGAUUUACGCUCCGACGCUCAAAUUAGUGCGGUCCAGGAAUAGUAUAUGAGAAGUAGUGAGACAGGAUUUAGAGAGACCUUUUGAGAAAGUAAGGAAGAGAAGAAGAAGAUCCCUUUCCCUUGAUUUGGAGGCUUCAGCCCCCUUAUAUAGGAUUUUGUCCUCCUUGGCCAGGAACGUUCUGCGUGGGCUUGGACCUAAUAAUAGUCGUUUUGUCGUAUUAGACGGAUUAAUACUACACCCAACAAUUAUAAUACUACGUCUUUGGUGACGAGCUAUGUCUAGUGAGAUGUCUCAAUUGGCCGGUUUAGAAAUAGACCGAGUCAGUCAGAUAGGCUAUAGCUAGGAUCAAAUUCAAAUGUGGUUACCAACCAAACCCUCACAAACAUAGAGUCAUUUUCAGAUUUUUCUCUCUUCACAGUUUCAUACCACAUCUAGUAUAACUGUAUAAGUCUGGUAGAGAAGGAUAAUAGACAAUGAAGGCUAGAGAGAGAGAGAGAGAGAAAGGGGAGAAUGGUCAACUGGGUAGUUGCAGCAAUUAUGGGGAGAAAACUAAAAUAAAUUCAAUGAUCAUCAAAGAGUGCGAUGACUUUGAAAGUGUGGUGUUGGAUUUUUGGCACAACAGAACAUAACGUGGUUGUGGUUGUUGUUGUGGGGAAGGAUUUUACUUGUAGUGACACCUGCUGCCUGCUACCGGCAUCUGCAUGUAGAGCUGGUUAUUUGGUCCCGGACUGUUUAGUUUUACCCGAAAUCGGACCAAGACCGGACUAGGACUGGAUAGCAAACAAUGCAAUCUCAUAUUCGGGCUUAGAUUUGAGGUAAAAACUCGGAUAAAGAUCGGAUAAGAGACCCCGAACACCUAAAAUCAAGAUAAAAUUGGGACUGGACCGGGUCAAGACCGGACCGGAUCAAGACCGCACUGUAUCCAAUCCAAUCUUUGGUCCUUAUAUUCCUGAAAAGACCGGACUGGGACCGGAUCAAUUUGAUCCAAUUUAACCGGACCGGACCGUAUAGCCACCCCUAUCUGCAUGACAACAUGAGAAAACUUCAUUCUUUUCACAAUCACAAAAUUACCCGAAUGAUCAAGUACAUUUUUUGUGCGCAGUUUAGAGAUUCUCCCCUUAACCUCAACUCGUGAAACUCCAAGCCAAACUAAUAGAGAUACAUAAAGAUGACAAGCCCAAAAAGAUGGAACAAAGGCAGAAAAGCAAUGGCUGUUCCUAGCUAGAACAACACAAGAGCUGAGAAUAGCAAAGAAAUGGGACAAGAGAGGAUCAAAAGGAGGCCAAAGUUUGUAAAGAGGCCCUAUAUUCAUGUAAUUCCUUUCUUGAGCACUUUUUUUCACUUUGCUUUGGAGGAGAGGGGUUUUACUGUAUCCCAACUCGAAUAAGAUUCUUUCCCAAACUAAACCUUUAAGCAAACCCAUCAAAUUUUUACUUAAUUUGGCAUCAAAAUCUUGUAUCUUGAUGUGCAGCCAUUCAUCAUUCCAUUCCACCACCUUUUUGUUGUUGUUGGUGGUGGUGUUGCUUUACAUCUUUUUAUUGUUAGGGUGUUCCUCUUGUAAUGAUCGAUUUGAAUAUUGACAAAAGGUGGGUGGAAGGAACCAUUUGAAGUCCCUUCUUUUGGUUGAAUGGGAAGUCAAAUGUUAAGAAAACUAGCAAGUAUCUUGUUAAACGACUAAGAGCAUCUUGUUGUUCAAGAAAUGCUAGGACAUCUUGUCAUGAAUUUUUGAUCUAAUGGUAGAUCAAAGACUUGUCGUUAUCGAGUGAGAAGUUUGGUGUAGCAUAGCAUGGAGGAAAAAGUUAGAAAGAGGUGAAAACUUUUAUGCCAUUCAUUCUUUUAUGUAUGUAUGACCUGUUUUCUCGUGUUAUGGGACGAGCUCUCUUGUAUUACCUCAUGUUCUGCAAAGCUCUUACUUGAUGUAUAUCAGUAUUCGGUAUAUGCGAGUUGAGAUGUCUGACCUCAUUUGCCAUCUCAACCCACCUCAUUGAUAACCUCCACUACUCGAACGCGCAAUGUUGAAACAAGAAUUGAAGAAAAAUUUUCGUCCUUUAUUAUCUAUCUUUACAAUUUAUUGAAAAAUAUUGAAUGAAUAUUAUCAUUAUCUAUGGGAAAUAAAAAUGAAUUCAUUCAAAUAACUAAAAUUUUGCCUUUGCUACAAUUUGUUUUUCUAACCGGACAUGUUGAAAGAAAUGAUGUUUGGACACUUUAUAACCCAGCCCACUUAAACAAAAGUCCACUGGAUAUGGGCAUCAACUGUGCAUUAUUCCUUUCUAUCUUCCUGGGUAGUCUAAUCGAAGCCCAAAGCCCAAAGCCCAUAAUCGUGCGGUCGUUUUCUCCUCGUCGUUUUACUAUCGCCACUUUUUCUUGCCGUUUCUAUUUUCAGAUCCUGAUUUCCUAAUCCCAUUUCUAAUAACGGCAAAAGCAAAACCCACCUCCAACAAAUUGUUCUGGAGUCAACGACACUAAUUGAUGGUUUGGUCGUAAAAUGCUCGAAAAUAUGCUAGGUCCAAAGAUAAUUUUUGACGAAGUCAGAAUUUGAAGAAAUUGAUGUUUGAGGAUGACACAAUCAAUUUUCAAGAAAACCAUAAUCAUUGAGAAAGUAAAAACAUGACGACGAUACGAUAAUUUACGUGCAUAUCUCGAUCCCAAUUUCUCAAUUCAUUCCUCCCCCAAUUGAUUCACUGGCAAGUUUAAUCAGAAGUUAAAUAUUAAAUGAAAUGGUAAAGUAAAACAUAUACAUUAAAAAAAGAUGAAUUAACCAAUUAAUCAUCUUUGGUUAAUCAAACUUUUGCCCUUGCCCACGUGCAAAUCCCACUCGCAUUGUCGUCGUCCCCAAGAUAUCCCGGGAACCAAACGCGCGAAAUUACAAAAGCAGCCCUCACUCCACCCACGUGUCUCCCGCCGGCUGACGCGUGAAGACGCGAGAAACCGCCAAGCGAGUAGGCGAGAAAGAAAAAGAAAAAAAAAACCUCUGCUAAUUCAUCCUCCUCCCUCGCGACGACGGACCGGAAACCCUAACGGCGAUCCCCGACCACCCUACCCCUUCAUUCCUCCGUCCUUCUCCGGCAUUCCCCCUUCGUCCCCAAUCCGCCGGACUUUUCAUUUCUCCAGGUAUCUAAUCGCCGUAUUCCCCCAUCUUUUGAUUUCCUCAUUCCAUCUGUAACUCCGUCGGCGAACAAAUGGGUAUAGGAGAGCUUUCCCCGAGUAUAGAUUAGGUUGAAUCUCGCUUGCAAUUGGUUCUUCUCCGUUUGAAUUGAGUUAUUGGAGAGAUGAACUGAUUUCGCCCUGCGAAAAGAAAUGGAUCUUCGCGAAAGCGCCGCCGGCAGUGGAGCCUCCGAGCUGCGGGAGGACAUGGAAUUCGACUCGCACGACGAAGCGUACUCCUCCUACAAAGAGUACGCGAGGUCUGUAGGUUUCGGGACCGCGAAAUUGAGCAGCAGGAGGUCCAGGGCGUCAAAGGAAUUCAUCGACGCCAAAUUCUCCUGCAUCCGGUACGGCAGCAAGCAGCAGUCCGACGACGCGAUCAACCCACGGCCGUCUCCGAAGAUCGGCUGCAAGGCGAGCAUGCACGUGAAGAGGAGGCAGGACGGGAAAUGGUACAUUCACAGCUUUGUCAAAGAGCACAACCACGAGCUCUUGCCCGCUCAAGCUCACUUCUUCAGGAGCCAUAAAAACAGUGCCACCGCCACUUAUCCCCUCGACAACGGCAGCGAUUCUCGCGUUCGUAGGAAGAAGAAUGGCGGCAGCGGCUCUGGGUCCUCCAAAUUGUUUGGGGCGUAUCAGAAUUUGGACUGUCUCGAUGGCUACAUGAGGAGUCAGCACGAUAAAGGAAGGCGCUUGGUGUUAGAAUCAGGUGAUGCUCAGGUCUUGCUUGAGAUGUGUACUCGGUUGCAGGAAGAGAAUCCGAAGUUCUACUACGCUGUUGAUUUGAACGAGCAGCACCAGCUGAGGAACUUGUUCUGGGUCGACGCGAAGGGAAUGGAGGAUUUCAACAACUUUGGUGAUGUGGUGUGCUUGGACACCACGUAUUUCACGAACAAGUAUCGGAUACCUCUGGUUCUUUUCGUUGGAUCGAAUCAUCAUGUUCAGCCGACAUUGCUUGGGUGUGGGUUGAUCGCUGAUGAGACGGUCUAUACUUUCGUUUGGUUGCUGCAGACCUGGUCAGUGGCUAUGGGGGAUCGAGGUCCUCGAGUUAUGCUCACCGAUCAGAGUAAUGAGAUCAAGACUGCAGUUGCAGCAGUCUUUCCGAGAACUCAACAUUGCUUUUGUCUCUAUUACAUCCUGGAGAAGGUCCCCCGGCAGCUCGAGUAUUUCAGCCUGUGGAAUGAUGCCUUCACUGUGAAGUUUCAUAAGUGUGUUUUUAAAUCAUGGACAGAGGAGCAGUUCGAGAAGAGAUGGUGGAAAUUGGUCGACAAAUUCCAUGUCAGAGAGGUGGAAUGGUUUCAGUCAUUGUACGAAGAUCGGCGACUUUGGGUGCCUACUUUUUUUAGAGAUGUGACCUUUGGUAGUCUCUCUGCAUACUCACGAGCCGAGAGCUUGAACUCUAAAUUCGACAAGUAUGUGCAAGGAGACACGUCGGUGAAUGAGUUUGUAGAACAGUAUAAAGCGAUUCUGGAAGACAUGUACGAGGAAGAAGCCAAAGCAGAUUUUGAUGCGUGGCAUGAGGUCCCCGAGUUGAAAUCGCCAUCCCCAUUUGAGAAGCAGGUGCAUCUCAUCUAUACACAUGAGAUUUUCAAAAAGUUCCAGCUGGAGGUUUUGGGAGCAGCAGCUUGUCAUCUGAAGAAAGAGAGCGAGGAUGAGAGGACUACCACCACGGUGUAUGCUGUGAAGGAUUUUGAGGAUGAUCAGAAUUAUGUGGUGGAGUGGAAUGCUAAAGGAUCAGAGAUAUGUUGUUCGUGUCGUUCAUUCGAGUUUAAAGGUUUUCUGUGCAGGCAUGGUAUUGUAGUUCUUCAGAUGUCUGGUGUGUUCAGUAUCCCAUCAAAGUAUGUGUUGCAGAGGUGGACGAAUGCUGCUAGAAGUAGGAAGCCGGUUAGUGGGAAGUUGGAUGAAGUGCAGGAAAGGGUGAGAAGGUUCAAUGAUUUGUGUCGUAGAGCUAUAAUAUUGGGAGAAGAAGGGUCACUCUCCCAUGAGAGUUACAACAUUGCACUUUCUGCUAUUAGAGAGGGUUUGAAGCAAUGUGGGAGUGUGAAUCACUCUGGUGAAGAAGAGAAUGUAUCUGUCGAGAGAGAAUCUGAACCUCAGUUGGACAUUGUGAUAUCGAGCAACAAGGCUCCUCGAUUGUCAGAAACUGGAAAGGAGAAGGGAACCAAAGGAAAGCAGGUUGCUCAGUCGGGCGCUACUACAAGUGUCAGAACACUGGAAGCUUUCAAUCUAGUGGAAAUGUCCGAUCUUAAUCCUGGGCAAUCACAGAGCAUGGUUCCGAAGCAAGUCCAGGAUUCGGUUCCAAUGUUCUUCCAUACCUUGCCACCACCGCAGCUCGAUAGUGCGGCUCAUCUACAUCAGGCCGCUCGACUUCACCGUUGACUUUCUUCAACAGUCGAAGAGCAAGUAAACAACUUUUUUUGGGCAGAGUUGACCGCCAUGGGACUCCAUUUUGCAAGGUUGAGAAUUUAAGCUCGAGGCUCACGAUGUACAGUUCUUGCUCGAACGUGGGCUGUAGCCUGCAGGAUCUCGGGCUUACUCCGCGGCAUUUGAGGUCAGGUAGAUUAAGAUAAAGCUACCUCGUUUGAUAUCAACUAAUUGUACAUAUAUGCUAAUGUUGGCUGCGUAGAUCUCCUAGAGCUAAACAUACCGAGCACGAAACACCAGCAAUGAUGGAUUUGGGUCACUAUGGUGUUGCUGCGAGUCAAUGUAAGUCGAGGCUGGAGAAAGGACUGCUAUGAAGGGUGGUCAUAUCCGUCGUUUCGAGUCGAGUCGGUAUGGACUGGCUGAGCUUGAUCAGAAGGCUAUAUAGGCUUAUAGCUAGGUCGACAACUGCAUAUGCCGUGUGGGCGAACUGCUGCAGCCAAGAGGGGUAAGAGCAUGUAACAUGCACUGAGCCGACCAUCGUAUUAAGCCAAUUCAAUUGGGGGGAACAUGGCCCCUGGAAUCCUUCGCCUACAAAGGAUGGUCAUUGGUUACCCACUAGUUUCUCAAUCUGGUGACUGACUCACAUGUGUAUUUUUUUUUUUUUUGCCAAGUGUGCAGAAUCCAUUACCAUAUUUGGUGCAUGAUUUGUGGAGCGAGCCGAUCGAUGGAGAACCAAGGAAGGAAGGUGCUCACAAGAGAGAGAGAGAGAGAGACAGAGCAUGAAUGGAAGUCUGGUUAAAUCUCUCCAUGUUUAACGCCAUGUCUCACUCACUCUGCAUUAGGAAAAGAGCGAAAGCAGAGCAGGUUGCGGGAUCCUAGGAUUCUGGGUCUCCUCCUUCUCCAGGUUGACUUCGGAUUUCCUGUUGUUGACUCCCCCAGAUACUGCCUACUUUGUUUUAGAUAGGAUUUGUAGAUUCUUGCCUGGAAUCUAUUUUUUCCCCCUUCUUUUUUUGCAAAAAAUAUUGGCUAGUGGUUUGCGUUAUUCAAUUGAUGGUUGCUUAACUUACCAUAUUAUGCUCUCUCUCUGUCUCCUCCGAGUUACUGUGCUAAUUGUACAAUAGUUAGCACCAUCCUAAUCAAGGGAAAAACUACUACUAGUUUGAAUUAGUAGUGAUUUAGCUUAGAUGUUAUAUUGUUUUUAUAAUAAUCCGUUGUGAUUUCGUUAUUUUUAUUAGCGUUUUUUGCUAGUUAUCACGGUGCUAACCCCUAUAAGGGUUAGCACCUAAUCCCAUCCCCCUCCCCUUUGGUCUGCUCAAGGAAAUAUGAAGAGAUUAUGAGGCGGAAUUUCGUUUGGAUUAAACCGGGUAGCCACGAAAAAGACUCAUAUUGAAUGUGUUUAGUUAGUCUCUUGUGUUUCUUGCCAUUAUCAACCAAUCAUGGUCCAUGAAAUCGUAUCGGAGACCGUACCGGGAAAGUCGGCGGUAUGGUAUUUUAUGAUAAAACCGUGGUUUAAUUGUAGUUCAACUGUUAUACCGGUAAAUACCACAUAUCGGUUUAGCCUCCGAUACUGGUAUUUCGUGGUUGAACCGUCGGUACGAUACGGUUUCAUGGACACUGCAACCAAUAAGUGCAAAAUCUGUUACAAGCAAAAUUGAUAACAGAAGUUAUAUUAUUCGAUUUUGUCAAUCAACCAAAAAACAUUGAACUCGAAUUGAUAACCUUAGUAUGACCAGAAAUAGCCCUAUCCAACGGUCCUCUUGUUACUAUUCAAGAUGAACUUUGAACAUUGUUAAAUUUACAUAUUAAUUAAAUUCAUGAUGCGACUAAGUUACAAAUCAUCGUUGGUAUUUGACUCAAAUAGGAGAAAGAGGAAACAAUUUUAUCUCUAUUAUUAUCGGUUGAGGUGACGUGUUACCUCCCAUCAUUUAAUUGAUAAAAACCAAAAUGCUGGGAAAGAUCUUGUUGUUCCAUGGGGCCAGAUAUACAUAUCGCAGCACAUGAUGAGCCACAUGCUUGUUCCCAAUCAUGCAUGUUAUUAAAAAUGAGCUAAUUAAUCUCAAAAUUAAAACUAACUACCCAUAGUCUUCUUAACUAUGACGCAAAUCAACCCAAAAACCAGCUUUGUAUUAAUCAGUUGUAGGGCUGAAGCUUUGACCCUGAAAACCCCCGACCCGACCCUUAGGGUCGAGCCGGGUCAAUUUGAAUGAAGGGUCAAAAGAGGGCCGGGUCAUCACAGAACCCUGUAAGGGCCGGGUCUUGACCCUAAAUGACUCAUCCUGACCCUAAUAACCCAUCCUGACCCUAUCCCUGUGAAAAUUGACGAAGACAAAAUUUGGUAAAUAAGUAUUUUUUUUGUUGAAAUUUCGAAAUUAAUUUGGUAAAUAAUUAAUUUUUGGAAUUAAUUUGGUAAAUAAUUAUUUUCUGGAAUUAAUUUGGUAAAUAAAUAAAAUUUUGGAAUUAUUGUGGUGAUUAAUUAAUUUUCUGGAAUUAUUUUUGUGAUUGAAUAAUUUUUUGGAAUAAUUUUGGUGAUUAAUUAAUUUUAUGGAAUUAAUUUGGUAAAUAAAUAGUUUUAUGAAAUUAUUGUGUUUAUUAAUUAAUUUUUUGGAAUUAUUUUUUUGAUUGAAUAUUUUUUUAGAAUAAUUUUGGUGAUUAAUUAAUUUUCUGGAAUUAAUUUGAUAAAUAAAUAAUUUUUGAGAUUAAGUUUCUAAUUAAUUAAUUUUGAUGAUUAAUUAGAAUAUCUAUUAGGGUCGACCCACUGACCCAACCCUUUCCGAUCCGCCCCGACCCUAAAGGGUCAUACAGGAUCAAGAAUGAGACAGGAUCAGGGGCGGGUCAACCAAAAUUUCAGCCCUAAUCAGUUGGCAUCUGUUCCUGACAAAACUAUAAAUUAUUGCUCUAAUUAAGGUUUUAAUAACUUGACUUGCUGGCUGGCUGGCUGGCUGUAUCGAUCCUGCUGUUAAUGACUGUAUCUUUAGGCGCAGUCUCGAGCUGUCACUUGCAGCAGUAUAUUAUAAACUGUGUUAACCAGCUGCUUGAAUCUCGAUGUGGCAGUGUGAUCGAAAAUUUGUUAUGAUAAUAGAAGUUAGUUCCUGAUAAGACCAGAUCCAGAACCCAUGAAGACCACCUAAAAUAAAAGGAGACACAGAGAUUCAGACUUCUGAGAGGGACUUGCCAUCCACCAGCUCUUCUUGUCCAUUAGUACAAAUCUCAAAUCUCCCUAUAUCUCUUUCACAAGCGUUAGAUCUGGGUAGGAAUGGGGAAUGAUGUUGACAAGUUUAGCUCAAAAAUUCGUUCGUAACGAUCGGAUAGAUCAGAUAACUAAAAACCACGAAUAAUUAACAUUCAGAAAUAACAUUAAUAUUGAUCGAAUCAUGAUUCCUUUAAAGUCACAUAAAACACAUAUAUUUUAGAAGAAAGUAAGUACGUAUGAAAAACGGAUCGCAUUUUAACGAAACUAUUAUACAAACGAAUAAUGAUGAUCAUGAUGUAUACGGUGUGACAUCUUAACAACAUAGGAUUAUGAUUACACAACAUUAAAAAGGUUUUUAAGAAGGUGCAAAAAUAUGGGACCAAAACAGACCUUGGGCAGCUCCUCGCAGACGUGAAUUUAUAAGAUAUAUGGGGACUUGAAAGAACCACGUAGCCGCAUAAUGGCCUCCGCUCUUCAUCCGAUCCGAGUGAGAGUGAUUCGAUAGUUUAGUCUAAGUGUCUAACCCUUUGUUAUGUAUGAACUUGUAAAGUCUCUUUUCGUACCAUCCUAAUAUAUCAUCGUUAUCGUACCAUAAUGACAAAAGAAAAAUGAGUUAUUUAGUAUUAUUAUAUAUCAAAACUCGAACCACAUUUCAUAAGAAUAAAUAAAUAAAUAUAAGUCUUUUUUGUUGUUGUCAUAAGUAGUGGUAACGAAUAGUUAGAGAACAACAAAGCAAUUAAACGCGGCAGUCAAUACUAAUCGAUCUGCCGAUAAAAGAGCCAUUUUAGUAACUACUCUGUUAGUCCCUAGGAAUAAAGUGAAAAAUAAACACUAAAAGGAUGAAAAACGCCAGCCAAAUGGAUUGCUAACUAACUCCAAAGGUUCCCCCAAGUAUAAGCCACCGAGAACCGUGGAAGCCGAUCUUGAUGUUAAGGGACAAUCCAAGUACCACAUCGGUAAUACAAGUGAAGGAAUCCUUGUAUAUCAGUGUCCACCAAGCUCAUUAGUACGAGGCCUUUUCAGGUAGGACACCCAACCCAAGAGUAAAACCAUUCGGCCUUGGCCCAAAGUGGACAAUUUCGCGUACUAAUGAGCAGUCCGGUUAUGACAAGUGGUAUCAGAGCGCGGGACCAGUAAACCAAAACUUUGAACGAAGAAAAUAUGGAAUAGUGUACUGGACCAACCACCAGUCCACCACCUCAGUGGAUGUGAACGGCCAUGCACGUUCCAAUGUCGAACCGCCUCCUCCAUUGUUUGGUUGGUUGGUUCUUUCAAUUCCUUUGAGAUAUCCACAACGUACCAAACCCAACCCAUCUUUUUGUCAUCGUUCUUCGUUUUCAUGCAUGUCUAACUCUGCUCGAUCAACUGUUCCAAUCGGAUAACUAAGUCGAUAGUGUAACUAUAUCUUUCCUUCUCAUCACUACACCGUAUGCAAUAACAAGCAACCCCCUUUCAUUUUCCCCAUGUAUACGUGUUACAAUAGGAAGCGAAACUGUCAUGACGAGAACGAAUUGGAAUAAUCGACAAUUCAAGAAAAUAAAGAGCACACAAUACAUAUUUAUGCGAUCCGUUGACACUAUGCGUGUUAGUUAGUCCACGGGCAGCGAGAGAUAAUAAUCAGUUUCACUAUAC
Molecule: messenger RNA, 11301 nt
Organism: Linum trigynum
Lineage: Eukaryota; Viridiplantae; Streptophyta; Magnoliopsida; Malpighiales; Linaceae
Source: the annotation of a GenBank genome assembly